Messenger RNA from Aptenodytes forsteri (emperor penguin), 4436 nucleotides. It is a transcript of the gene NLGN1, whose product is annotated as neuroligin 1. Lineage: Eukaryota; Metazoa; Chordata; Aves; Sphenisciformes; Spheniscidae. Gene Ontology annotation, cellular component: postsynaptic specialization membrane; synapse; cell surface. Gene Ontology annotation, biological process: modulation of chemical synaptic transmission; postsynaptic membrane assembly; presynaptic membrane assembly. Gene Ontology annotation, molecular function: neurexin family protein binding; signaling receptor activity. The record is from RefSeq and is a predicted model, not a curated record. The transcript is spliced from 7 exons. Bases 1 to 2592 code for a protein of 863 amino acids.
AUGGCCUUUCCAAGAUCCAUGUGGCUGAACUGCGUAUGGAGAGCGAUGAUAGUCCGCCUGUUACACAUGGGAUUGAAUGCCACUUUUGCUUUUUGUAUACUUGGAUUUUUGCUUCACGCUGCAGCUGUGUCCUCCCAAAAAUUGGAUGAUACCAACCCAGUGGUGACCACCAACUUUGGCAAGAUAAGAGGGAUUAAGAAGGAACUUAAUAAUGAAAUUUUGGGACCCGUUAUUCAGUUUCUUGGGGUUCCGUAUGCUGCCCCUCCAACAGGGGAGCGCCGCUUUCAACCUCCUGAGCCUCCGUCUCCCUGGGGAGAUAUCAAAAAUACCACUCAGUUUGCUCCAGUGUGUCCCCAGAACAUUAUAGAAGGCAGACUGCCUGAAGUCAUGCUUCCCGUGUGGUUUACUAAUAACUUGGAUGUAGUUUCCACCUAUGUACAAGAUCAGAAUGAAGACUGCCUCUAUUUAAAUAUCUAUGUCCCAACCGAGGAUGUCAAAAGAAUAUCCAAGGAAUGUGCCAGAAAACCCGGCAAGAAAAUUUGUAGAAAAGGAGGUCCCCUUACAAAGAAACAGACAGAUGAUUUAGGUGAUAAUGACGGUGCUGAAGAUGAAGACAUUCGGGACAGUGGGGGACCUAAGCCUGUGAUGGUGUAUAUUCACGGAGGGUCCUACAUGGAAGGCACUGGAAAUUUAUAUGAUGGCAGUGUUCUAGCAAGUUAUGGGAAUGUGAUAGUCAUCACAGUCAACUAUCGCCUUGGGGUACUUGGAUUUUUGAGCACUGGGGACCAAGCAGCAAAAGGAAACUAUGGCCUCCUUGAUCUAAUUCAAGCUUUGCGAUGGACUAGUGAAAAUAUUGGGUUCUUUGGUGGUGACCCAUUAAGAAUAACUGUUUUUGGAUCUGGUGCAGGCGGUUCAUGUGUCAAUCUGUUGACUUUAUCCCAUUAUUCUGAAGGUAACCGUUGGAGCAAUUCAACCAAAGGACUUUUUCAAAGAGCAAUAGCUCAAAGCGGAACAGCUCUCUCCAGCUGGGCAGUUAGUUUUCAGCCUGCAAAAUAUGCCAGGAUGUUGGCUACAAAAGUUGGUUGCAACAUGUCAGACACUGUAGAAUUGGUAGAAUGUCUACAGAAGAAGCCUUAUAGAGAACUUGUCGACCAGGACAUUCAACCAGCAAGAUACCAUAUAGCCUUUGGACCAGUAAUUGAUGGCGAUGUGAUACCAGAUGAUCCUCAGAUAUUGAUGGAACAAGGAGAAUUCCUCAAUUAUGACAUCAUGUUGGGAGUUAACCAAGGGGAAGGGUUAAAGUUUGUUGAAAAUAUUGUGGAUAGCGAAGAUGGCAUAUCAGCUAGUGAUUUUGACUUUGCAGUUUCUAAUUUUGUCGAUAACUUAUACGGAUACCCUGAAGGCAAAGAUAUAUUGAGGGAAACUAUUAAGUUUAUGUACACGGACUGGGCAGAUCGACACAAUCCUGAGACCAGAAGGAAAACACUGCUGGCUUUGUUUACUGAUCACCAGUGGGUUGCACCAGCAGUGGCUACAGCAGAUCUUCACUCAAAUUUUGGAUCGCCUACAUAUUUCUAUGCCUUCUACCAUCAUUGCCAGACAGAUCAGGUACCUGCGUGGGCAGAUGCAGCCCAUGGAGAUGAGGUUCCUUACGUACUAGGAAUCCCCAUGAUUGGUCCUACUGAAUUAUUUCCUUGUAAUUUCUCCAAAAAUGAUGUCAUGCUAAGUGCAGUGGUGAUGACGUACUGGACAAACUUUGCAAAAACUGGUGACCCAAAUCAACCAGUCCCACAAGAUACAAAAUUCAUCCAUACGAAACCAAAUCGUUUUGAAGAAGUAGCAUGGACCAGAUAUUCUCAGAAAGACCAACUGUAUCUUCACAUUGGCUUAAAACCACGAGUUAAAGAACAUUAUAGGGCCAAUAAAGUGAACCUUUGGUUGGAACUGGUACCUCAUCUGCACAAUCUUAACGACAUUUCACAGUAUACCUCUACCACAACUAAAGUGCCAUCAACUGAUAAUACUUUCAGACCAACAAGGAAAAAUUCUGUUUCUGUUACUUCAGCCUUUCCUACAGCCAAACAAGAUGAUCCCAAACAACAACCAAGCCCGUUUUCAGUGGAUCAAAGGGACUAUUCAACAGAAUUGAGUGUUACUAUUGCAGUUGGUGCAUCUUUGCUGUUCCUGAACAUUUUGGCCUUUGCAGCAUUGUACUACAAAAAAGACAAGCGGAGACAUGAUGUUCAUAGGAGAUGUAGCCCACAGCGUACUACUACCAAUGAUCUUACCCAUGCACAAGAAGAGGAGAUAAUGUCCCUCCAAAUGAAGCACACUGACUUGGAUCAUGAAUGUGAGUCCAUCCAUCCACAUGAGGUGGUUCUUAGGACCGCCUGUCCCCCAGACUACACGCUAGCUAUGAGAAGGUCUCCUGAUGAUAUUCCCUUAAUGACACCCAACACCAUCACAAUGAUCCCCAACACUAUACCAGGGAUUCAACCCCUACACACAUUCAACACAUUUACCGGAGGACAGAACAAUACUCUGCCCCAUCCUCAUCCCCACCCCCAUUCACACUCAACAACCAGGGUAUAGCCAGACAAGACGAAACAAACUUUAUUUUUUGAUGGAUUACAGUAGGUGAUAUUACUGAAGAUUACUUGGCUUUCAACCUACAAGACUCUUACUAUUUAAAUAUGGAGGAAUAUUAUGUGAAUAUACAUAUCAAGAACUUUUGGGGUUUUGAAAAAAAUGAAUUGUACAUAUAUCAAAUGAACUUAAGAAACAAACAAACAAAACAAACAAAAGAAAAAACAAAAAAACCAACUGUUUGCAAUUGCUUGAAGCAGUUGUCCUGAAUGAUACUUUUUCAUUCACAUUCAAGUAUUAAUUUUUUGAAGAUUUAAGUUACAUAAUGGAAUUAGGCAUGUGCAACACAAACAGGAAAGAACUAUGACUGAAAAUUUUAAAAACCUAUAAAUAUGCACAAGGGACACACUAAUGGAAUGUCAGAUAAUUUUCACCAAUUUUUAUUUGGACCUGUUUUCUUGUGUAGACCAUAUUUACAUAUUUGAGUAAGUACACAAAGCACCAAUGCUGUUAAGGCCUUAGAAAGGGGCUCAUGCUGAAAUCUGCCAGUCAGUUUUACAGCCUGGCAGGUACAACAUUAUCACAUAAGUGCUGUCAGUAUAAAAGUUGUGGGAAUAAAGGAAACUGGAUAUUUUUAGCACGAUGUGCAUGAUAAUUUAUAUGCUUGGUGGCUGUGCUGCUGAUUAAGCCGUAAUUAAAAUUCUUCUCAUCCCAUUGGAGUUUUUAAUAGAAGCUUUCUCCAUCAAUUGGCACAACCUAAAGAAGUUUUUUAAAGGGGCAAAGGUAAUUACAGCAAAACAUUUCAUGGUAGCUUCAGAAAUAGAAGGGAUUGCAACAGUUCUUAAAGGUAUUUAUGGCAUUCUAGGUAUACAGUGGUGAACCCUCACUGAUACGAAACCCAGACAAAAAAUCUGUAUUAUUAAUGUUUUUUUUUCCCUUCCACCUAAAUAAUUUCUAACUUUAACAUAACUAUAACUUUAAUGGAAUCUCCUUUGAUGAAGGAUUUAUAAUUUGCUGUGAUUUAGUUACAGUAUGUUUAGUUCAAAUUGGUAAGGUAAAGUGUGUCCAAAAAUUUAAUUGCAAUGAUAUUUUGCAAUAUAAAAAUGCCCCAGUAUUACCACUCUGAUUACACCUUUCAGUUUAUUGUUUAAACUCAUGUUGCAUGUUACAAAGCUUACUUAUGAUACUUUAAUAUAAAGUUAAUUCCCUUUUUGCUAGACAUUAGCUUUGCCAUUCAAAUGAAUUCUCUAGACCAGAUGGCAACAGUGUAGAAAAAGAGAGUAUGUAAGAACGGGGAGAGAGCCAACAACUGGAAAUUUUAAAAUCUGAAUACUACAUAUGUUUGUGUGAUUUGAAAUGAAUGUUCUAAAAUCACAAGAAAUUUUUCAUUCCCCUGUUGCUUUCCAGUAAUUAUAUACCACAGUCCUUUCAAAAUGUUUGUAUAUGUAAUCAGAUGUACAUUUAUAUAAAAGUAAUAAUUGAGAUGGACUUAAGAGCACAUCCCUGAUAAAUACUUUAUCUCUUACCUGUACUAUAUUUCUAUUAGACUGAAGUUAUGUGAUUUUUUUUUACAUUUUUUCAAAUUACUAGCAAUUUUGAUAGUUUGUAAGAUAAUGCGAAGAACUUUCUCUGACAAACUAACUGCAGUAACAGAAACAUUUCUUUUCAGUUACUCUUUUUCAAGAAUGAAAGCUUAUUACACACAAAAAUUGUAUACUACUUGAUGGAAAAUUACUUUGUACUUCUUGGCCAUAUUACUGGUCACUGAGUGAAAUAAAGAUAAUCUGGAUAACGAAUAUUAUUCCAAUGCUAAGAGACCUGAUCUUUGCUCAUUAAAGAGCUAAAAUGUU